Molossus molossus (Pallas's mastiff bat) is the source of this 802-nucleotide messenger RNA. RefSeq names its product protein phosphatase 1 regulatory inhibitor subunit 1A (gene PPP1R1A). The record is from RefSeq and is a predicted model, not a curated record. The coding region runs from base 161 to 676 and encodes 171 amino acids. Gene Ontology annotation, biological process: intracellular signal transduction. Gene Ontology annotation, cellular component: cytoplasm. Gene Ontology annotation, molecular function: protein phosphatase inhibitor activity. The transcript has 7 exons. NCBI's taxonomy places the organism in Eukaryota, Metazoa, Chordata, Mammalia, Chiroptera, Molossidae.
CCCGGGGCCGCGAGCUGGGAGCGCGGAGCCGGGAGCUGAGCGCGCCGGGCUGGGGCCGGGGCCGGAGAGGAGCGGAGCGGAGAGGGAGCGCACCCGCCCCAGCCCCGAGUCGGCCGCCUUCCCGCCCGCCGCAGCGCUGGCCAGCGGCCGCCGCCCAGCCAUGGAGCCGGACAACAGCCCCCGGAAGAUCCAGUUCACGGUCCCGCUGCUGGAGCCGCACCUUGACCCCGAGGCAGCGGAGCAGAUUCGGAGGCGUCGCCCCACUCCUGCCACCCUCGUGCUGACCAGUGACCAGUCAUCCCCAGAGAUAGAUGAAGACCGGAUCCCCAACCCCCUUCUCAAGUCCACUUUGGCCAUGUCUCCACGGCAACGGAAGAAGGUGACGAGGACCACACCUACAAUGAAAGAGCUCCAGAUGAUGGUUGAACAUCACCUGGGGCAACAGCAACAGGGAGAGGAACCUGAGGGAGCCGCUGAGAGCACAGGGACCCAGGAGACCUGCCCACUUGGGACCACAGACACAGAAGCGGAGUCAAGGCUGGGCACCUCUGGGAAACCACAAAAGCCUGCAGAAUCCACCCCAAAACCUCAGGAGAGGGGCAGUGAGAAACCCAGCACAGAGGAACCCUCAACCCAUAUACCACCACUGGAUCCCCAGGGAGCCAACUCGGUCUGAGAGUGGAGGAGACACCCUGGAUACAAGACUGCAAUUGGGAGUGUGUGCACACUGGAUUUGUUUAUUUCUUCAUUUUGGGGGGGAAAAUCUCUUGUUUUUAAAAAGUGAUAAAUUUGGUGUUAGGUC